This is a messenger RNA of Notothenia coriiceps (black rockcod), 481 nucleotides long. RefSeq names its product probable E3 ubiquitin-protein ligase HERC6. Gene Ontology annotation, cellular component: cytoplasm. Gene Ontology annotation, biological process: protein ubiquitination; ubiquitin-dependent protein catabolic process. The annotation marks the transcript as partial. The transcript is spliced from 4 exons. Gene Ontology annotation, molecular function: ubiquitin protein ligase activity. The record is from RefSeq and is a predicted model, not a curated record. Lineage: Eukaryota; Metazoa; Chordata; Actinopteri; Perciformes; Nototheniidae.
UUUCAUCUUGUAGGUUUAUUAUGAUGGAAACUUGCCCCGCUGGGACGAUUUUUAUGGCUACGUGAAAGACUUUUUUUACGAAGUGUUUCACGAGAUGGUUUCAGCUGAAACCGGGAUGUUCAUGUACAAUGACUCCAAGACACUGGCAUGGUUCCCAUCCAAGGCAGCACCAGAGGACCAGAGGUACCUACACUUUGGGGUUCUGUGUGGAUUGGCCUUGUACAACCAGUGUAUCAUUCACUUACCAUUCCCACUGGCUCUGUUCAAGAAGCUGCUGGGUGUGAAGCCUUCACUGGGGGAUAUGAUGGAAUUCAGCCCCUUUGUUGGAAAGGGUCUGAAGAACAUUCUGGAAGACUACACAGAUGAUGAAAUAGGAAUCCUCGACUUGGAUUUCUCAAUCAACUGGGAUGGAACAAACGUUGACCUUGAUCCUCAAAAUCCUGAGAAGCCUUUGACUGGUCAAAAUAGGUACAGUAAGAUU